GUUUGCCUUCACCCAGCACCCCUCCCCCCAACUCUCCCCACCACAACACACCCCAUGCCAGCCUGGUGACUCUGGAAGGUGGUUUCAUCAUUUGGCUUGCGGCUGGGUCCCACUGAAGUCUUGGCACUCAGUGGGAUGGGAAUUGAAUAAAGGCUUAAGAUUGCUGAGCGGGAGGCCUCUCUCUUGAAAUCUACAGACUGACAUGUUUACUAACGGGGCUGCAGCCCUGCACCCACCUUGGCCUUGGGCCACCAGACUCUAGAGCUUUUGUAACCUCUCCAUGUCAGGAACUCAAAUUAGACCUGGGGUUGCAGGCUGUACCCUCAGCUGGCCUUUGGGAAAAGGUUUUGUGCAAGGCAUUUCCCAAGUGCUGACAGGAUUGUGUCACAGACACAAAGCAAACUUUUGUUGGGCUCCAGGUGACCACCCACAGGUUAUUAUAAAGGUGACUGCACCCUCUGGCCACCAGCACUGCCUGGCUCCACAUGCCCCCUGGUCUCAACAUGGCACUGCCCUGGGUUCUUAUAGUCCUGAGCCUCCUACCUCUGCUAGAAGCCCAGAUCCCAGUGUGUGCCAACCUAAGACCGGUGCCCAUCACCAACGCUACCCUAGACCGGAUCUCCGGCAAGUGGUUUUAUAUCGCAUCGGCUUUUAAAAACGAGGAGUUCAAGAAGAUGGCUCAGGAUAUUCAAGCAACUUUCUUUUACUUCACCCCCAACAAGACAGAGGACACGAUCUUUCUCAGACAGUACCAGACCAACCGGAACGAGUGCAUCUAUAACUCUAGCUACCUGAAUGUCCAGCGGGAGAAUGGGACCAUCUCCAAAUUUGUGGCAGGACAAGAAUAUGUCGCUUACCUGCUGAUCCUCAGGGACACUAGGACCUUCAUGCUCGCUUUUGACGUGGACGAUGAGAAGAAGUCGGGACUGUCUGUCUAUGCUGACAAGCCAGAGACGACCAAGGAGCAACUAGGAGAGUUCUACGAAGCUCUCGACUGCUUGCACAUUCCCAGGUCAGAAGUCCUGUACACCGAUUCAACGAAGGAUUUGUGUGAGCCGCUGGAGAAGCAGCAUGAGAAGGAGAGGAAACAGGAGGAGAAGGAGUCCUAGCAGGACACAGUCUUGGAUCAGGACAGAGACUUGGGGGCCAUCCUCCCCCUCCAACCCAGCACGUGUACCUCAGUUCUUUCCCUCACUUGCAUCAAUAAAGCUUCUGUGUUUGGAACA
Messenger RNA from Sapajus apella (tufted capuchin), 1226 nucleotides. RefSeq names its product alpha-1-acid glycoprotein 1-like. NCBI's taxonomy places the organism in Eukaryota, Metazoa, Chordata, Mammalia, Primates, Cebidae. The coding region runs from base 486 to 1109 and encodes 207 amino acids. Gene Ontology annotation, biological process: regulation of immune system process. The transcript has 6 exons. The record is from RefSeq and is a predicted model, not a curated record.